GAGAGGAAUCAAACUUUAUCCGCAACAAGUCGCGCGAGUGAGCAGCUGAUCCAGACGAGGCGCUCUUGUCCCAGGGUGAUGAUGGAGAGCGCGCUGUACCCCCCGGCGGGGAUAUUCGGCACCCCUUCACCAUCCACGGCGGGAGGAAGUAUGGUCACCAGCGCUAAACCCCUGGCGUUCUCGAUCGAGCGGAUUAUGGCCAGGACGCCGGAACCCAAGUCGAUACUGUCUCUCCCGAACUCCGUGCAGUACAGUGCCGCGGGAAAGACCGACACACGGGCCUCACUCGCUGUGCCUCCAUCCCCGCUGCACUGCGUGCUGCCUCUCAUGCCGCUCGCCUACGAGCCCGCGCACAAACUUCACAGACUUGAGUCGAGCCACAGCGAGCCAGAGUUCCCCUACAGCGCAGGCGAGCUUCUGAGCGUCGGCACCAACGCCAAGGGCGAACACCGGGACGCAGCACCGGCGAUUGGACAGUACAAACUUUUCCGGCCACGGGUACUUUCGCACUCAUCCGUGCACACCGCCGCUGCCGCCGUUUGCUACGUGAACUGUGCGGAGAGCGCAUGCGCGCCUCCGCCCGCCGCCCUGCUCAACCUGCACCCGGUGGCCUCGUACCUGCUGAACACCCCGUUACACUCUCGCCACAAAAGCCUUCUGGUGGAAAAAAGCAGAGGCGCGCACGGCCUGGACUCUUACCCCGGAGCGCUGGCGCUGAAGGAGCUGUCCCACUCCCAGCUGCAGCACUACAUGAAGGAGAGCGCGCACAUCCUCUCCGAGAAACUGUUCAAGAGUUCCGCCAAGUUACACACCGGCUCUCCGCCAGCCAAAGCCAAAGUGUUCACUUGUGAAGUCUGCGGCAAGGUGUUCAACGCGCACUAUAACUUAACCCGCCACAUGCCCGUGCACACGGGAGCAAGACCGUUCGUGUGUAAAGUGUGCGGCAAAGGAUUUCGUCAAGCAAGCACACUCUGUCGCCACAAAAUUAUUCAUACUCAGGAAAAGCCGCAUAAAUGCCAUCAGUGUGGGAAAGCAUUUAACCGGAGCUCCACACUGAACACACACGCGCGCAUACACGCCGGAUACAAACCAUUUGUGUGUGAAUUCUGUGGAAAGGGUUUCCACCAAAAAGGCAAUUACAAAAAUCAUAAAUUGACGCACAGCGGCGAGAAACAGUUCAAGUGCAAUAUCUGCAACAAAGCCUUCCACCAGGUAUACAACCUGACUUUUCACAUGCACACGCACAACGACAAGAAGCCCUUCACCUGUCCCACAUGCGGCAAAGGCUUCUGCAGGAACUUCGACCUGAAGAAGCACAUACGGAAACUACACGACGUUUCCCCGGAUCCGCACUCACCGGGAACACCUACAGAGCAGCGUGAGGCCCAGUGA
This is a messenger RNA of Ictalurus punctatus (channel catfish), 1392 nucleotides long. RefSeq names its product FEZ family zinc finger 1 (gene fezf1). Gene Ontology annotation, cellular component: nucleus. Bases 79 to 1392 code for a protein of 437 amino acids. Gene Ontology annotation, biological process: regulation of transcription by RNA polymerase II. The record is from RefSeq and is a predicted model, not a curated record. The transcript is spliced from 4 exons. Lineage: Eukaryota; Metazoa; Chordata; Actinopteri; Siluriformes; Ictaluridae. Gene Ontology annotation, molecular function: RNA polymerase II cis-regulatory region sequence-specific DNA binding; DNA-binding transcription factor activity, RNA polymerase II-specific.